Messenger RNA from Vicia villosa (hairy vetch), 588 nucleotides. RefSeq lists its product as uncharacterized. Lineage: Eukaryota; Viridiplantae; Streptophyta; Magnoliopsida; Fabales; Fabaceae. The coding region runs from base 1 to 588 and encodes 195 amino acids. The record is from RefSeq and is a predicted model, not a curated record. The transcript is spliced from 2 exons.
AUGGUUGCCGGGAAGAGUAAGGACGUUAAUGUUGAGGCACUGACGAGGGUGGUGGCUGCGAUAGGACAAGCACCGCACAUGGAUGCUGGUAUUAGAGGAGAGGAUGAGUUACGUGCUUUUGGAGACUUCCGAAAGAUUAAUCCGCCAAUUUUUGAAGGAGGAUAUGGACCGGAUAAGAAGGUACGGUUCGGUACUCACAUGUUAAUGAAAGGAGCUGAGGAUUGGUGGGGUAAUACCAGGCAGAGGUUUGAUGAAGAAGGCACUGAAAUUACUUGGACACUUUUCCGUAGGGUAUUCUUGAAGAACUAUUUUCUAGAAGAUGUGCGUGGAAAGAAAGGAGUGAGAUUUCCAAAGUUGAAACGAGAAGAAGGACGAUACCGUGGGAAACCUUAUGAUGGUAGGAAGGAGCAGGAAUCUGGUUCUGGCAAGAAAACAAGUGGGGGAGACACUCCUGCUAAAGUUGUGUGUUUCAAAUGUGGACAAGCUGGUCAUAAUUUAUUUGUUGAGGCCGUUGUGCCAGGAGAACUAAUAAGCUGUUUUGAAUUCCGCUGCAGUAUUAGAAAUUCUAUUUUAAUGAAAAACUUUUAA